Messenger RNA from Psilocybe cubensis, 420 nucleotides. RefSeq lists its product as uncharacterized. Lineage: Eukaryota; Fungi; Basidiomycota; Agaricomycetes; Agaricales; Agrocybaceae. The record is from RefSeq and is a predicted model, not a curated record. The transcript has 4 exons. Bases 1 to 420 code for a protein of 139 amino acids.
AUGCCUCUCCAAUGCUCGAUCUGCCUCUUUGCGUUCAGAGAGCCUGUGUCUCUUCCAUGCGGCCACAUCUACUGCAAAAUCUGCCUUACGGAUCAUGUUAAUGUGCCUACGAAUAAAGGGAUGACCUCGACGUGCCCAGAGUGUCGCAAGCCCUUCCAUCUCACUGUUCCGGAUGUAACAUACCUGCCCGAGAAAUACCGCCCGUUCAUCGCACAUGCCAUUCGCCGCGUCUACAUCGACACCGCGCCGACAGAAGCCGAAGCCGACGUUGCAUUGCUCACUGAAAAAGUCGCCGAGCUCUCAAGGCAGGUAGUCAAGCUCCAAGGCAAGCUCACGCGCCAGGCGAAGAUCGAGGCAAUGCUCGAUGAGUGCGAGUGUCUGAGAAUCAAAUAUAUGUAUGGGGAAAUUGACCGUCUGUAA